CCGCCUCCUCCCGGAAGAAAGAUGGCCGCGGCCUGACCCCAGUCUGGUCCGAGGCGUCGCAGGCGCUGGGUCCACUCUCGGGUCACGGGCGCGGGAGGGCGGCCGGCCAUGGCGCGUCCCCGGCCCCCCCUCUGCCUCUGGCUCCUGGGCGGUGUCCUCCUGUUGGACGCGGCUGCACGGCCCACCAACCACUCAUCAGCCCGGGAUGAGAACGAGCUCGUGCCGCCCGACCACCUGAACGGGGUGAAGCUGGAGAUGGACGGGCACCUCAACAAGGACUUCCACCAGGAAGUCUUCCUGGGCAAGGAUGUGGACGGCUUCGAGGAGGACGCUGCACCACGCCGCAGCCGCAGCAAGCUCGUGCUCAUCUUCUCCAAGGUGGACGUGAACGCAGACGGGAAGGUCAGUGCCAAGGAGAUGCAGCGCUGGAUCAUGGAGAAGACGGCCGAGCACUUCCAGGAGGCUGUCCGGGAGAACAGGAUGCACUUCCGGGCCGUGGACCCCGAUGGCGACGGCCGUGUGUCAUGGGACGAGUACAAAGUGAAGUUCCUGGUCAGUAAAGGCCACAGUGAGAAGGAGGUCGCCGCUGCCCUGCAGAGCAAACAGGGGCUCCAGGUGGACGAGGAGACACAGGAAGCCCUUGAGAACCUCAAGGACCGCUGGUACCAGGCGGACAACCCCCCUGCUGACCUGCUGCUGACCGAGGAGGAGUUCCUGUCCUUCCUGCACCCCGAGCACAGCCGUGGCAUGCUCAGGUUCAUGGUCAAGGAGAUCAUCCGUGACCUGGACCAGGAUGGGGACAAGCGGCUCUCGCUGCCCGAGUUCAUCUCCCUGCCCGUGGGCACCGUGGAGAACCAGCAGGGUCAGGACAUGGACGACAGUUGGGUGAGGGACAGGAGGAAGGAGUUUGAGGACCUCAUCGACUCCAACCACGACGGGGUUGUGACCUCGGAGGAGCUGGAGAGCUACAUGGACCCCCUGAACGAGUACAACGCCCUCAACGAGGCCAAGCAGAUGAUCGCCAUCGCCGACGAGAACCAAAACCAGCACCUGGAGCUCGAGGAGAUCCUCCGCUACAGCGAGUUCUUCACGGGCAGCAAGCUCAUGGACUACGCGCGCAACGUGCACGAGGAGUUCUGAGGGCGUGGGAAAGCGCCGUUCCUGCGGUGUCCUCGGUGGCGCGCUGGCGGGGAGUGGCCCCGGUCCCGCAGGUGUCGCCGGGUGCAGUGCAGACAGGGGUUGUGACAGAAGUCACAUUAAUUUAAAAUACAGUUGCCUUUUUCUCUCCA
This is a messenger RNA of Ochotona curzoniae (black-lipped pika), 1289 nucleotides long. It is a transcript of the gene SDF4, whose product is annotated as stromal cell derived factor 4. Gene Ontology annotation, biological process: calcium-ion regulated exocytosis. Gene Ontology annotation, molecular function: calcium ion binding. The record is from RefSeq and is a predicted model, not a curated record. Gene Ontology annotation, cellular component: endoplasmic reticulum. Lineage: Eukaryota; Metazoa; Chordata; Mammalia; Lagomorpha; Ochotonidae. The transcript has 7 exons. The coding region runs from base 109 to 1140 and encodes 343 amino acids.